AUGGCUGGACUACCACCAACAAUCUCUGCAGAGACUGGCACGCCCGCACACGAAUGGGCGCAGUCAACAACGACCGCCGCUUUUGCACGGGGAGAGAGAGCGCCCGGAAUCGAUAACACUGCACCACCUGCCAUUAUCCAGACCACUAGCUCGCAAUCUACCCCGGGACAGGACCUUCCCGGCGCAUUCCCUUUGUCGGAGCAAGGAAGCAGCAUGAACACCCAAACGAUCAGCGACACGGCAAAGAGCGCUAUGCAGACCGUCACCGAUACUGCUCACCAGGUUGUGGACGUUGUCUCGUCUUACAUGCCCGGUAGCGCGGCUGCAAGUGCGGCAGCGGGCGGCACUGGCAUAACUGGCGCAGGCACUUCUCGUGCAUCGGACCAUGAUGUGACCCACAAAACCUCCCUACCCAGUUCUGAAGUUUUGGGAUCGCUUCCUCGCGAGCACGUAGGCGGUGCGGGCGCACUUCCGGGUAGUUACAACGAGGAAGGGGUGAUAAAACUCCCGGACGAGCGGAGUACUAUAGGUACACCAGUUGGGACCAGUACCCCGCGCAACGCGUCCAAUACCUACCCAGCUCCGCCCUACCCGCCCACUGCGCCUUCGGACGUCCUCUCGCCUGCAAACAAGGCAUCUACAGUUCGACACCCGCAAGGCACUGCUGUGACAGACGCAACUUCUCUCCCGUCGCAGGAGAAGCAGGGCCAAUCUCCUUUCACUCAUGUUGGGGGUGUAGGCAUGCUCCCCGGGAAGAGGGAGGAACAAGGCGUCGCUGUGCUUCCCGACGAGACGAGCGGCGGUGCUGGUGUAACAGGAGCGACAUCCUCUGCAUCGGGAACGAAUCCGCGCACAUAUGAUUCACCCGCUGGAAUGACACGCCCUAGUGAAGAAGAGGGUAACGAACGACGUGUGGGCCGAGAAGCUGUGGGAGGCGUGGGUGCCUUGGUUGGUGGCAAGGAAGAAGAGGGUGUCGCAAAGUUGCCAGACGAACGCACUAAGGAAGACGUCCGAGAACAGCGUUCAGAGGGCGGCCUGGCGGGUGUUGGUGGUACAGGCGCCAGUCAAAGUAAGAAAGGCGAUAAGGUUGACGAGAUGAAUCAACCGGAACGUGAGGAGCGCCACGAUCGAGUGGAGAAGACGGCGGAAUCGAAGAAAGACGAGGUAAAGAAGGAGACUCACGGCCAACCCAGCACGCGUAAUGCGCGUAUGACGGGCAAGGGGACGGCAGGAAGCCGAGAUGACGCUCGGAUGGAUCUGCUGCAUGCGAAUGUGCAUCCCCGGACGCAUACAUUGGGAUCGCCUGGCGCAGUCUGGCAUGGCAUAGGUGUAGGCACGAACGCAGGCUACCAGGAUGGUGGCAGUGUAGAUAUCGAAAAACGGGCAGGAGAAGAGGAGGUGCGGUGCCCCGAUUACGCGCGUUUCAUUGGCUUGGGCAGCGGGUACGAGAGCGGUUAUCAUCCCGCAGAGCUUCAUCCUGGUGGGGAGGCUGCAUCCACAGCACAACCACAGGAGCAGGACACCGAACAAGACACGGCCACGAAAAGCGAUACUCCGAAGGAAGGUGGCACAGGCGUGUCCGCGAGCGCCAGCAGUGGUAGCGAGAAAGCGAAAAAGGCAAGCUUCUUGGACAAGAUGAAGGGAGAGGCCAAGGUGCUCAUGGGCAAGAUGGAGGGCAAGAAAGGCGCAGAGAAAGUUCAGGAAGGAAAGCGCAUGAAGUCGGGCGAGGCGUGA
This is a messenger RNA of Fibroporia radiculosa, 1734 nucleotides long. RefSeq lists its product as uncharacterized. NCBI's taxonomy places the organism in Eukaryota, Fungi, Basidiomycota, Agaricomycetes, Polyporales, Fibroporiaceae. The transcript is spliced from 6 exons. The coding region runs from base 1 to 1734 and encodes 577 amino acids. The record is from RefSeq and is a predicted model, not a curated record.